This is a messenger RNA of Somion occarium, 942 nucleotides long. Lineage: Eukaryota; Fungi; Basidiomycota; Agaricomycetes; Polyporales; Cerrenaceae. The record is from the annotation of a GenBank genome assembly.
AGCUUUAGAUUUUGCUCUCCUUGCUUAUAGGCGUUCUGUUUCAUAGCGUUCUGUUUCAUAGUGCCCAGGAUGACUGAAGGCCCAAUCUUGGGUGGCGUGGAAGCAUUUCUAUUUGACGUUUUUGGGACCGUAGUUGACUGGCGCGGAAGUCUUGCUGAGGGCCUGCGUAAUGCUAAUCCACACCUCGAAGAGGACUGGGGUGUUUUCGCCCAAGAGUGGAUCAAAGGCCACUAUAUCAAAUGUCGCGGUGUUGCGAGUGGAGGCCCUGGUGCGACCAGUGUCGACGUAUUACAUCGCGAAUAUCUUGAUGAGAUGCUGCAACACGAUCGAUGGGAGCACCUCGCUGACCAAUUGAGCGACACAAAACGUCAAGAGUUGACCCUGCUCUACCACAAGCUCAAUGGUUGGCCGGACACCACUGAAGGGCUUUACGCCCUGAAGAAGAAAGCCAUCAUCGGCAGUCUCUCAAACGGGAAUGCACGCCUGCUGGUCGACAUGGCGAAGCAUGCUGAUCUUCCUUGGGAUGUUGUACUAUCGGGAGAUAUUAUCGGGUCGUACAAGCCAAACCCGAAGAUGUACCUUACUGCGGCGCAGCUCCUUGGAUUGGAUCCUCAGAAGUGUUGUUUAGUGGCAGCUCACCUAUACGAUCUUCGGGCGGCCGCAAGCCAUGGAUUCCGAACAGUCUAUGUCAGAAGACCUACCGAGGACACCCUCGAGGAGCGAGAUAGUAUCCGAUCUAAGCAGGAUGGAGGAGAGAUGGCCCAUACGAGUACAACCUAGUCACAAAGGCUUGGCACUGCGAGCGGCGAUACACCGUGAUCUUUUGUGGCAGGCUUUGUGUGUGUCCAUCUCGAGUGGAGGGUCCUGAGUUUGCCUAGCUGCGUGAACGAAAUCGGCAGGAGCAGGAGACGUGGUGCAAUGGCGGCUUACAAUCUCUCAUUC